AUGAAGGAAAAUAUUGUGGAUGUUCCACUCAUAGAGUUUCUUAAAAAUCGAGUUUAUUUAGGUGCUUUUGAUUACACUCCAACAGACACUAAAGACUUAGUCCAUUUCACAGUAGAAGACGCAUUACCAUACAAUGCCUUCCAUUUAGACUUUGGUCCAUUGAACAUUGGUAAUUUAUAUCGAUUCGCGGUAGUUUUGCAUAAUUUGUUAAACGAUGAAUCUAAUCAAGGAAAAGGCGCCGUAUUCUAUAGUUCCACAGACCCAAAGCUGAGAGCCAACGCUGCAUGUUUAUUAUGUUGUUAUAUGGUCCUAGUCCAAUCUUGGUCACCUCAUCAAGUUCUUCAACCUAUUUCUCAAAUUGAUCCCCCAUUUCAAGGUUUCAGAGAUGCAGGAUAUUCGAAAUCAGAUUAUGAGAUUACGAUUCAAGAUGUUGUAUAUGCCAUGUGGAGAGCUAAGGAAAGAGGAAUGAUUGAUUUGACUUCGUUUGAUUUAGAAGAAUAUGAACAAUAUGAACGUGUUGAACAAGGGGAUUUUAAUGUUAUUUCAAAGGAUUUUAUUGCAUUUGCAUCACCACAACAAGGAAGACGAAAUGUUUUGAAUGCGCCAUUUAGAAAAGUAUUGAAUUAUUUUGCUGAUAAUGAUGUGAAAUUGGUUGUAAGAUUAAAUUCUCAUUUAUAUGAUGCUCGUGAAUUCACCAAAAGAAAUAUCCAACAUAUAGAUAUGAUCUUUGAUGAUGGGACAUGUCCAACUUUAGAAUACGUUCAAAAAUUCAUAGGGGCAGCUGAAUGUAUUAUAAGCAAAGGUGGAAAAAUCGCUGUACAUUGUAAAGCUGGUUUAGGUAGAACUGGAUGUUUAAUUGGAGCUCAUCUUAUAUAUACUCAUGGUUUCACGGCUAAUGAAUGUAUUGCAUAUAUGAGAAUGAUAAGACCAGGAAUGGUAGUUGGACCACAACAACAUUGGUUAUAUCUUCAUCAAAACGAUUUCCGGGAUUGGAGACAUACAAUGGUCUUAGAUAAUAGACCAGAUGAAUUUAUUGGUGGAUUAUUCCCAUUAUGUCCAUAUGAUGAAUUUAAACAAAGAAUGAAAGCUGAACUUAAACAAAGAAAAUUACAAAGUCAACAAACUAUUAAUUCAUCAUUCAGUCAUGCUGAUUCAUCAUUCCAAACUCCAAUUAGAAGAAGAAAAAUUAGUGGUGCUUUGGCAGCAAAGAUCCAAACCGCCGUACCUAUGAAUUCCCCAGGUCAACCAAGGAAAUAUAAUGAAGAUGACAAACAAGUGGAAGAAGAAGAGGAAGAAGGAGAACGCGUAAUGGAUGUGACUAAUGAUAGCAUUGAUCUUAUCAAUAAUUCUGAUGUUGAAGAAGAAAAUAAUUCAGCUACUAUGCAAGAUAUUGACAGUUCACCGAAUAAAUAUAGCAAUGACACCAUUAUGAAAACUCCCGAUAGUACAGUUUCAACUAAACGUGAUCAAGAUUGGCGUGUCUUAAGAUCCAUAUCGGCAAAUUCCAGAACUCCACAACCUGUUCAUUUAACCAAGACUACCACAACCACCACAACCACGAAAACGAUUAGUGUGCUUGGUGGAUCAUCCCCACAAAGUUCUCCAACUAUCAAAAUGCCAAAGGCAAGAAAGAGUAGAGCUCUGAGUGCAGUCAUUCAACAGAGUCAUCCUAAUCAAUUCCAAGGUACUAGAGUUCUUUCCGGUGGGAUUAGAAAAUCAAGUGGUAAGAAAUAUUAA
Messenger RNA from Hemisphaericaspora subhashii, 1737 nucleotides. RefSeq names its product phosphoprotein phosphatase (gene CDC14). The transcript is spliced from 2 exons. The record is from RefSeq and is a predicted model, not a curated record. Gene Ontology annotation, cellular component: nucleolus; mitotic spindle midzone; spindle pole. Lineage: Eukaryota; Fungi; Ascomycota; Pichiomycetes; Serinales; Debaryomycetaceae. Bases 1 to 1737 code for a protein of 578 amino acids. Gene Ontology annotation, biological process: positive regulation of cytokinesis; microtubule cytoskeleton organization; protein dephosphorylation. Gene Ontology annotation, molecular function: protein tyrosine/serine/threonine phosphatase activity; protein serine/threonine phosphatase activity.